AUGAAGCAGGAUUGCUGGAACGUUCGACUCUUUAUGCAGGUUGCCAGGUCGACUGGUGCCACGAUGUCCGAAGACAUGGACGAGGACUUCCAGGGCACAGACCGCCCCAUUCGCGGUUUUGAACAGGCGGACGGUGAGGACGGGUUCGACGAUAGGGACUGGGUUGAAAAAGAACUGCACGAAGCUGAGGAAGCUGCAUUCGCAGCAGUCUUGGCUCAGAUAGAACACAAGCCGCACUUUCUGCCAGUGAUCGAAACCUGCAAGAUGGAUGGUUGCCGUCUUGAAUGGAGCCGGUGUUUGGAUGGCGGUCCUGGCGCCUGGUCGCUGAUUGGCUUGAGUGGCGCUGCGCUUGCCACAGAGACAGCCCCUGGAUGGUAUAUGCCUGCCUUUUGCGUCAGAGGCAUGAAUAGGCUGGAAUGCCGAUUUACCCAAUGGCAUCCAGAAGCACCUCAUGUUGCUGUCUUCGAAGCGGAAGAACUGCACUUUGACAAUUGGAUCAAUCUUCCAGCAGGGAAGGUCUAUGUCCGAGAAGUGCCCUCGCCUUUGGUUAUUACUUGCAGUUUGAUGCCCGUGGAUCAAAAUACCGUCGACGUCGUGUUCACCACGGUGGCCGGUGAGGAGGUGCUGCGAAUCGCCAGCGUGUCAAGCCAUUCGCUGGAGAUGGAACUGAUGGAACAGCUUCCUACAUCCGCUACCAUAGCAGCGGCAGCCCAAGGCCGUCUGCAGAGCAGGAACCAAGAAGUGUGCACGGUCUUAGAUGGGGAGCCAACCCCAUUGGACACAUUGGUCCUCUCCGAUGACUUGUGGGACAUCGUCACAGCGCAGGACACCCAGCAGCCAUGA
This is a messenger RNA of Symbiodinium natans, 843 nucleotides long. The record is from the annotation of a GenBank genome assembly. Lineage: Eukaryota; Dinophyceae; Suessiales; Symbiodiniaceae.